Molecule: messenger RNA, 2171 nt
Organism: Chaetomium fimeti
Lineage: Eukaryota; Fungi; Ascomycota; Sordariomycetes; Sordariales; Chaetomiaceae
Product: Na+ dependent nucleoside transporter C-terminus-domain-containing protein
Exons: 4
Coding region: 102-1937 (611 amino acids)
Biological process (GO): nucleoside transmembrane transport
Cellular component (GO): plasma membrane
Molecular function (GO): nucleoside transmembrane transporter activity; symporter activity
Source: RefSeq, a predicted model, not a curated record
CUCUUUGGCCGCGCCACCGACAGCUGGAGCGUUUUUUUAUCGAGCUCCCUUUCCAGCAACCACCUCCGUAGUUGUCCGAUUCACACGCUGCAACCUUCGAGAUGGCUUCCGACGGCCCGCGCGCUCCCGCCUCGGGGCACGACACAAUCGAGUUCAGUGGCCCGGCACCACCCCAGUACGCGUUGGAAAAGCAACCCAGCUCCGGCAGUAGCCGACCCGCUGCCGCCACGGACGACAAGAGCACCUCGUUGCCGGUCGAGAAUUAUGGCGUCGACUCGGAGAAGCAGAGCGAGAACGUUGGCUCGCUACGUGCUAGGUCGGAAUCCGAGGGAGACAGGCGGCCCAUUGUUGCUUUGUGGUACCGCCAUUGGAAGAAGGUGGCCCAGCUGGUCACCUUCAUGCUCUUUACCGCAUGGUGGAUCUACGGUCUCGUCUUCUUCCGCCACGCCGAAGGGAAGGGUUGGCUGAUCCCAUCGCUUGUCUACAUCGCUAUCAUCUUGCGCCUCAUCACCCUCUACAUCCCCGCAUCACUGGUCCUCCGCCCGGUCCGCUUCAUCUGGCUCAACACUGUCGUGAGGGUUUAUGAUAUCGUCCCGGCCAAACUGCACCAGCCGAUUGCCGGCCUCGGUACCUUCGGCGUCUUUCUAGUUGGAAGCUUCGUUCCCGAGGAAACCGGAGACAACACGCGGGCGAACCGUGCCAUCUCCAUCUUCGGCUUCGUCGUACUGCUAUCCGUUCUCACGGCCACCUCGCGCAACUGGCGGCUUAUUCCGUGGCACACCGUCAUUGGCGGCAUGCUGACACAGUUCAUUGUCGCCGUCUUUGUGCUGCGUACCCAGGCUGGCUAUGACAUCUUCAAGUUCAUCUCUGACAUGGCCCGCGAGCUUCUGGGUUUCGCAGGCCAGGGCUUGGAAUUCUUGACCGACGAGGAGCUAGCCUCCAAGACGUGGUUCUUGACAGGAGUCAUCCCGGCCAUUAUCUUCUUUAUCGCCCUUGUCCAGAUGCUCUACUACGUCGGGUUCCUGCAGUGGUUCAUCUCCAAGUUCGCCGUCUUCUUCUUCUGGAGUCUGCGCGUGUCGGGCGCCGAGGCCGUCGUUGCUGCCGCGACCCCGUUCAUCGGUCAGGGCGAGUCCGCAAUGCUCAUCCGACCCUUCAUGGACCACUUAACCAUGGCCGAAAUCCACCAGAUUAUGACGUGCGGCUUUGCCACCAUCGCAGGCUCGGUUCUGGUAGCCUACAUAGGCAUGGGGUUAAACGCCCAGGCUCUCGUAUCGAGUUGUAUCAUGUCAAUUCCGGCCACCCUGGCCGUUUCCAAGAUGCGCUACCCCGAGACGGAGACCCCUAUCACCGCCGGCAAGGUCGAAGUGCCCAAGCACGACGACGACGAGCACACCGUCAACGCGCUCCACGCAUUCACCAACGGCUCGUGGUUUGGUCUCAAGAUCGGUGCCACCAUCGUGGCCUGCUUGUUAACUAUCAUCGCCUUUGUGGGCCUGAUCAACGGCUUGCUGGGGUGGUGGGGCGGCUACUGGGGCCUCUCCGCGCCGGGCCCGGUUCUGUCCCUCGAGCUCAUCCUCGGAUACAUCCUGUACCCGGUUGCGUGGUUGCUGGGUGUGCCCAAGGAUGACCUCCGUCAGGUCGGCGAGCUCAUUGGCAAGAAAAUCAUCAUCAACGAGUAUGCCGCCUUUGAUGCACUUGUCACGCAGAAGCGCUAUAUCGAGAUGGCGGCCCGAUCCAAGCUGAUCGCUACGUAUGCCUGCUGCGGUUUCGGCAACAUUGGCUCGCUCGGUAUUCAGAUCGGUGUGCUGUCGCAGAUUUCCCCCAAGCGCUCGGGUGACGUUGUGAAAGUGUCAGUUUCGGCCUUCUUGUGCGGCGUUUUGUCCACUUUGACAUCUGCCAGCGUUGCUGGCAUGUUGUUUACGGAAGGGAUGAUCUAAGAGUGGUUAGAGUAUUGUCCCAAGCAUAUUUAUUUUCGAACACGCAGAUCUGUUUCUGGAUACGCAUAUCUUCGCGGUGUUCGGGGGUCGGUGGAAUAGCGCGGCAGCAUGACGAUGCGCCUGGGCCAAGGAGUUGAAGCUAAAUAUUACGAAUAGCCGUGCAGAGCACGCGGCGAGGGCAGCGGUGUAUGGUUGCGACUUCUUUGCAGACGGCAACGGGCAGGGCUUUACGCC